Stylonychia lemnae is the source of this 5367-nucleotide messenger RNA. The record is from the annotation of a GenBank genome assembly. NCBI's taxonomy places the organism in Eukaryota, Ciliophora, Spirotrichea, Sporadotrichida, Oxytrichidae.
AUGCUAUUAACAGGCAUAUUAUUGAUAACCAUGAUACCAUUAUAAACAGUCGCACAAACUUCAUUGAAGAACAUUAUGAAGCUAGAAUUGAAUAAAAUAUCAGAUACAUAUGAAGUACUAGAGCAGGAAAAGUUUAAGUACUAUAGUGUCUAUGUUGAUCCAAAAUUAUUUGACAGCACUCAGUAUCUAGUGGUCAAAGUUAAACCUGUACAAGACAUCUUCGCUGACCCUGACCUCUUUAUUUCCAAGAAAAAUAAGAAUCCUAAUACAUACGAGGACAGUGAAUGGGUGUGUUCAACAUUUGGCUAGGAUACCUGCGCCAUAAGCCCUGAUAGUUUAUAAGCCUAGGAUUUGAUUUACAUAGGUGUUCGAUGUACACAGGGCUGCAUUUUUUCUAUAUAUCCCUAAUUGAUGAAGCCCAUUACUCUUGAGGAAGGACUAGAAAAGUAGAUAGACUUUUAAAUUUGGGAGACUAAAAUCUUUAAGUUCAAAGUUCCAAAGAGCACUAGCAAAGACUCAGAAUACAAAUUAAAUUAAGUAGAUAUAAGAGCCGCACCUUUAGUUGAAAAACAUGAUAAAAUUGUACUACUAGCCAGUAUAAAAUCAGAUGUGACACCAAAUGCCUAAACAAAAAGAGGUAUUCCUGCUUGGAGAAAAGGUUAGACCUUGAGAUUAUCUGAUAUUCAUAAAGACGAAUGGUGUACUGAUUGCUAUAUCACUAUAUUAGUUGAUGUUAAUGACCCCGGCGCUUAUCAAAUAAUGGCUAAGACUAAUACAGGCCUUUUGACUCUUUAAACUGACAAGAGAUUAGACGAUUUGGUAUUUUACUCAGAAAAGUAGUGCUAUAAGUACUAUGUUUAAUAAGCAAAAAGUGAUGUAUUCAUUAGAGUUGCUUAAUACUCUGGUUUGAUAAGCUACACUUUCAACCCUAAAUAAAUGCUUGAAUCCAAAUAAAAAGCCCCAUUUUAGCAUAAUAGCACAAACAAGAACUCAAUAAUGGUUGUUACUCCAAACGACAGAAAGCAAUCUGGAGCUAUAUAAGGCCUUUACUAUCUGUGCUUCUUUGGUCAUAUGACUUCAACAUAUUCAAUUGUAAUUUCAGAGCUCGAACAUGGUGCUGAUUAUUAGCAACUUCUUGAUGGCCACGAUUAAAAUGGUGAAGUGGAAUCUCUAAAUAGAUAGGUAUAUAUUUACAAAGCUCCAAAUCUCACAUUUUCAUCUUAAGAUAUUCGUAUUUAGUUCAUCUUAUCGUCAAUAAGUGGAAUUUAACCUUAAUUAUUUGCAGGUUUUUGCUCAGAAAAAGAUAUUCUUAAGUGUGUUAAAGCAGCCAAAAGCUUUGAUCAGUAAAAUUAUGAUGAGACAUCGAGAUUUAAAAAAGCAAGUUAAAUGACUAAGGAUCUUAAUCUCAUUAUUGAUCAUGAUGAAGAAAAAUGUGAAAAAGAGUAUAAAAGAGAGUGCUUCUAUGCAGUGAUUGUAUAAGGAUAAGGAGGAGAAGGAGAAAUUUCCAAGUAUUCUAUAAAUAUUCUCAAUAGCUAGUAAAACUACUAAGUACUUUAAGAGGGUAAGUUGGUUAAUGACUAUGUUGAGGAAGGUUAAACCAGAUUGUACUCUUUUAGCAUCAUAAAUGAUCCCCUGGUAAAAAACGUGACUUUCAAGCUUAAUACCAUUCAUGGUGAUGCAGAUAUAUAUGCUUCAAGAAUUCAUAAGUACCCAUAAAAGCUUUUAUAUGAAAAGAGUUCAGUAAGGACUAAUGACAUUAUGGAUGAAGUAUACUUUGACGAUCUAAAUCUAUCAACUACUUUUUACGUAGCAGUUUUUUCUAUUCAAUACUCAACCUACACUUUAUCUGUGUCUGUAGAUAGAAAGGGGAUAUUUAAAAAAUUACCUGUUCAACUAUAAGAGGGUUUAUCUCUGAAGGGCUCACUACAUAAUGAGGACAACUAUGAUUUAUAUGAAAUUCAUGCUAAUUAAAUUCAAGGAUUCGAAAAAUCCUUAAUCAUUUAGAAUACUCCUGUUAAAGGAAAAGUUAAGUUUUACCUAGGAGACAGUACCGAUGUAUCCUUCAAGAAUUAUCUAUUAGAAUCCAGAAAUAACAUGAUUUACUUUAACAAGUCUCAUGAAUAAUUCAGUCAUUCUGGUGUAUAUUAUAUCGCUGUGUACCCAGAGUAUACCAUCUGGCAGCGCUUUUAUGACAAUUAUUAUGACUAUUUGAUUACAUAUGCAACUUUAGACACACAUAUUUACCUAUACACAGACAUUGCUAUGGAAAAUACUCAAGAGCCGAAUACCACUACAUAUUUUAAGCACUUCUAAACUGAUAACUUCUUUGAUAUUUUAGUAUCAAUGACAAUUUUUAGUGGAGAUCCCAAGCUCUACAUAUCAUCUUCUCCUUAAAUAAAAUAUCCUAGCAGGCUUAAUCAUGAUCUAGACUAUCAAAAUAUUUUUGCAGGGACCAAAUUCAAGGGCAAGUCACUGCAAAUAAAAUCAUAAGUUAUGCAAAAGAAAAAUCCUGCAUGCUCCAUCAGCUAUUUUGAAUAAAAAGAGCAGUAAAGAGAUGCCUGUGUACUGUAUCUAGGAGUCGAAUGUCAGGACUAUUGCAAAUAUUCCAUUAAAGUCAGUUAUGAGCAAAAUACCUUGUCAAUGCUAAGAGUUGGAAUCCCUGAACAUGGAGCACUUAGAGAUGAUUUAUUCAAGUAUUACUACAUAAUAGUGAGAGAAUAUAGAUUUAGUGAGGUAUUUGCUAUUCUCAAUAGUUUUGCUGGUAAUGCAGAUCUCUAUGCUUUGAAAUAAAUUAAUCCACAUAAAACAAACCCAGAAAGUUGGUUGAUGCCCUCUCAGUAUAAGUAUGAUUUCAAAUCAACUGAUCUUUUGAAGCAAGACACUAUCAGAAUCAAACCUUCUGAUCUUGAGGACUGUUUUGAAAAAUGUGAUAUAGACUCCUCAGAUCUUAGAUAAUGUGGAAUUAUAUUUGGUAUCCAUGCUAAAAUGAGUCAUGACUAAAUCCCAGAAUUCAAUUCAACCGAGGCUGAAAAUGACUAUAGUUAGAAUUUAUACAACACAAAAUACAAUUUUAUUGCAUAUACAGAUGUAGCACUGCUAUUAAAUUAGCAACCAGUCACUAAUACAGUGGAAGAAGGUGAUUAUCAUUACUAUUUAUAUGAGAUCACUUGCGAUGAUUGCGGAGUAAUUAUUAGUUUGAAUACUUUCGGAAGUGGUGAUCCAGAUUUGUAUGUUGGCUACGGAGACAACAAGAUUCCCUAGAAAGAUGAUUAUGACUUUAUGAGCUCAACUACAAAAUCUGAGCUUCUAACACUAGAUCUCAAUCAUGAAUUUUACAAAAGUUAUAAGCUUAAAUCAAUGAAGAAUAGUUAUAUAAUUGCAGUAUAUGGAGUUAAAAAGAGUCUUUAUACUUUAAGUGUAAGCUAGGAAGCAAGACCGAUAGGAUUAUUGACUGAAGGUAUUUCAAUAAAGCAUUCAUAAGAUCCCUACUAGAUUUCAUACUUUAUGUUUUACGUGAGUAAAGAAGAAAAAGACUAUAAGAUUAAUGUGAAUGUUGCAUCAGGUUUAGUCGAUCUGUAUGUCUCCAGAUUCUAAGAGGAAGAUGAUGUAAGUGAUUAGCAGAAGACCUUGAUUUAAAGUUUACCGAAGUCGAAAAGGGAAUCUAGUUGGGUCCUCGAAAAUAUAAGUUAAAGAACUGGAGUAGGUGAAAAAGCACUUUUAAUAGUUAACUAAGAUAGAAACUAUUGCACAAAAUGUUAUCUGUUGAUUGGUAUUGUGACUCAUGAUGAAAAAUCUGAAUAUAAUAUCCUUGUUCAUCCUUUAAUUGCAAGUUUCGAAAAUUCAAUGCUAAUGAAACUAGGAGAAGUAGUCUAAUUCAAUAUUGAGACAGAUGAGGUCAAAUACUUUAGAUUCAUCAUUGAUGAUAGGUAGAACUUCCAAAUUAUAUAGAAACUGAAUUCAGGAACAGUAGAAACUACAUUGAGUUUUUCAGAGAGCACUGAAAGUCCGUUAGCAGUGAUUGCCAGUACUAAUAUCCUUACUAUAAAGACAGAUGAAGUUGACAAAUUUGAGACUGAGAAAAUGUAUUAUCUGAUAGUUAAGGGCUUAUCUUACAGUGAAUGCAGUUUAAUGAUAGUGCAAGACAGACAAUUAAUAUCAUUGUCCGAUGGAGUAUCAAUGACUUUAAACUACUAUGAUUAUAUGGAUGUAAGCAAGUACAUGAUAUACAAUUUGCCUGAUGGAGAUUUCACACUUAAUAUUCAAGUCAAAACUCUCUCACAGAAGUUCUACCCAAGAUUAUACAUAUCAAGUUUUGAAAAUCUAGAAGAUUAGCUAAGUGGCUUGGAGUUCCCACCUGCUGGAGUGGCUGACUACGUUUCUGCUAAAAACUGGGACACCAAACUUGGCAUCUUAAGUUUUCAAUAAUCUUUUAAGAAUGUAACAGGUGGAAAAGCUGGUUUGGCAAUUAACCUUUUUGACAAUUCGUUAGUCAGAAAAAGCUAAUUUAACUCUCAAGCCUUAAUAACUGUAUCAACAUCAAAGCUGAUUAAAUUGGAGUAAGAUACUACAAUAAUGGGGUCUAUUACUAGCGAAAUAGGAUAUAUGCUUUAUCAAGUGCCUGAAACAAUUACAAGCAAAGAGGGAUAUGCAGUUAUUGAGUUUUCGGAAUGCGUUGGAGAUUCAUAACUUAUGUUUAUAGAGAGUCCUGAAAAUUUAGUCAGACCAAAAAAUCUAGAGUAUAGUUCUUUUUCACAAUUCGGUAGGUAAUACAAUUUGAUUAAGGUUCCUUAAGGGGGCAUUACAGUUCUUGUUAAACCAAAAAGGUUUGAAAGCGAUAAUGAAGCAGCUACCAAAGCUUUUGAAAAGAUAGAUUUUAUUAUUAAAACUAGAUUAACAUUUUCUUCAUUCUCCAAAAAUGAUGAAUUUAAGCUUUAGGAUGGUGGUAAAAUAGACAUUGUUUAUCAUGAUAGCCCUGGAGAGCUCAACAUUACUUGGGGAUAAAUCUAAAGAGUUACCAACUUUGGUUAUAUUGAUGGUAGCUUAAAUGAUGUUAGCUAUCAGGUUUUAGUGACAAAGAAUCCCAAAGCAAAACUUGAAUCGAUAUGUGCUUUAAAAAAAGACAUUGCCAGAGAUUUUAUUAUAUCCAGCGACUAGACCACAAUAAAUACAUAUUACUUUAAAAAUGCCAAACCAGGCGAGAUUUAUUAUGUAAAUGUGAUUGCAGCAGUGAGGAGGGGAGACAAGGAAGUGUUUGAAUAUCUACCAUAUAAGAGCAUUGAACUUAGGGUACCUGUUUAUACUAUUUGGUCUACCUGGGCUCUGUGUAAGAUAUAUUCAGGUUUUAUAGAUUUUUAGAUUUCUAUGUGA